AUGGAAGCACUAGUUUGUUGUUCUCUACCUUCCUUAACCACUGCAAAAUCCAGGAACAUAGUUACAAAGAAUUCUUGCUCCUUAACAGUGCGAAAAACCAGUGAUUUAUCAGUUAAGAAUUCAAGAACAAGAAGAAAAUCAAGGACAUGUGCUGUGUCUGUGAGUGAUGUAACCACAGUACUUGAUCCAGCUCCAGUGGAGAUUACAUGGCAAAUUGUUGUUGGAACUAUAGCUGGAGUUACACCUUUUGUGGUGGCAGGGAUUGAAUUCAGCAAGAGAAUUAUAGCUCAAAAAGAAUGUGAGACUUGUGGAGGGUCAGGACUUGUUUUUAGAGAAAACAACUAUUUUCGUUGUCCCGAAUGCGAUUUUGGCUAUUAUGGUGAACAGACUAUCAUGUAUGGCACCUCACCAAGUUUUAGGUGCAUCAAAGGUCCAUAUUUCUCUGCCAAUUAUUUGAACCAGUGGUGA
Molecule: messenger RNA, 468 nt
Organism: Lathyrus sativus (Indian pea)
Lineage: Eukaryota; Viridiplantae; Streptophyta; Magnoliopsida; Fabales; Fabaceae
Source: the annotation of a GenBank genome assembly